Messenger RNA from Laccaria bicolor S238N-H82, 249 nucleotides. RefSeq lists its product as uncharacterized. The transcript has 2 exons. Lineage: Eukaryota; Fungi; Basidiomycota; Agaricomycetes; Agaricales; Hydnangiaceae. The record is from RefSeq and is a predicted model, not a curated record. Bases 1 to 249 code for a protein of 82 amino acids.
AUGAAGAGCUCCAUUUACCUGGCCGGCGCACUCAGUGCCCUCACCGGCCUCCAAUCGACGGUGGCAUCACCCGUUAUCUUCCAAACUGAUGGGACAUUCAAGUUGACUGUCUUUUCGGAUCUUCAUUUUGGCGAGAACCCGGAGGGCGUUUGUGGUCCGGAGCAAGCCAAGAAUAGUACGAUGUUGAUGAAGACGGUGUUUCCGUGUGAGAAAUCGGAUUAUGUGCAUGUUCUACUAUCUGUCCGCUGA